Messenger RNA from Sporothrix brasiliensis 5110, 1248 nucleotides. Its product is annotated as triacylglycerol lipase. The record is from RefSeq and is a predicted model, not a curated record. The transcript has a single exon. NCBI's taxonomy places the organism in Eukaryota, Fungi, Ascomycota, Sordariomycetes, Ophiostomatales, Ophiostomataceae. Bases 1 to 1248 code for a protein of 415 amino acids.
AUGUAUGACGGCGCUGGUCUCGUAGCCGACAGCGUUUCCCUUGGCAAGCCCAUGGUCUUUGUUGCCGUCAACUACCGUGUUGGUGGCUUUGGCUUCCUGCCGGGUGCUGAGGUCCUGGCUGAUGGCGCGUCCAAUCUGGGCCUGCUCGACCAGCGCAUGGGACUCGAGUGGACGGCCGACAACAUUGGCUAUUUCGGCGGUGACUCCGGCAAGGUUACCAUCUGGGGCGAAUCGGCCGGUGCCAUCUCGGUGGCUGACCAGAUGAUGCUCUACAACGGCAACAAUACAUACGACGGUAAGGCCCUAUUCCAUGGUGCCAUUAUGGACUCUGGCUCGAUUGUGCCUGCGGACCCCGUCGACUGCCCCAAGGGCCAGGCUGUUUACAACCAGGUGGUCGCCAAGGCGGGCUGCUCGAGCUCUUCGGAUACGCUGUCCUGCCUCCGCACCGCGCCCUAUAAUACAUUCCUAAACGCCGUCAACUCCGUGCCGGGAAUUUUGUCGUACAGCUCCGUCGCCCUCUCGUACCUGCCGCGUCCAGAUGGUGUCGUCUUAGUUGACAGCCCCGACGUUUUAAUUAGGAACAACAAGUAUGCCGCCGUGCCGAUGAUCAUUGGUGACCAGGAAGACGAGGGAACGCUCUUCUCGCUCUUCCAGAGCAACAUCACCAACACCAACCAGCUGGUGACCUACUUAUCCGACUACUUUUUCCACAACGCCACCACCGCCCAGAUUCAGGCCCUUGUCGCCACUUACCCCGACAACGCCAGCGCAGGCUCGCCCUUCAACACUCUGCUGCUCAACGAGGUCUACCCAGAGUUCAAGCGCCUGGCCGCCAUCCUCGGUGACCUUGUGUUUACCCUGACGCGGCGUGCCUUCUUGGCCGAGACCAACAACCUCAACCCGUCCGUGCCUAGCUGGUCCUACCUCGCCAGCUACGAUUACGGCACCCCCGUUCUGGGCACCUUCCACGCCAGUGAUCUGCUGCAAGUCUUCUACGGCAUCCUGCCGAAUGCCGCCAGCAAGAGCAUCCACAGCUACUACUUCAACUUCCUGUACAACCAGGACCCCAACAACGCCUCCGGCGGUACCAGCAGCACUGCUAGCCGGGUCAGCCUUAACUGGCCACAAUGGGGUGCGGGCAACCAGCUGGUGCAGUUCUGGGCCGCGACGUCGAACCUGUUGGCCGACAACUUCCGCAACUCCAGCUACACCUGGCUCGUUUCCAACAUUGCGUCGCUGCACUUCUAA